Drosophila ficusphila is the source of this 600-nucleotide messenger RNA. Its product is annotated as trypsin alpha-3-like. Gene Ontology annotation, biological process: proteolysis. NCBI's taxonomy places the organism in Eukaryota, Metazoa, Arthropoda, Insecta, Diptera, Drosophilidae. The record is from RefSeq and is a predicted model, not a curated record. Gene Ontology annotation, molecular function: serine-type endopeptidase activity. The transcript has 3 exons. Bases 1 to 600 code for a protein of 199 amino acids.
AUGAUUGGAAGACACAGAGAUGUGGUUAUGCCGAACAUGCUGACAGAUAAGACGAAGUACAAUGGCAGUGAAGCCAAUGAUAUUGCAGUGCUCGUCCUGAGUUCGCCCAUUCCUCGGACAAAUUGUACCGAAACCAUCGAUUUUGCCAGCGAAACUCCUCAGGCAGGAAGUUGGGCUCUCACCACUGGAUGGGGACAAAUUGUGGAUAGUAUUAACGGUUUUUAUCCCGAAACUUUGAAGGGAGCCUACGUCUUGAUCGAAGACCACGAGAGCUGCAGAAAAGCCUAUGACAAGAAAUGGGCAUGUGGACCAAAUACGACUGUAACCAACGAAAUGGUUUGUGUCCAUGGAAAAAAUCAAGGACCUUGCAGAGGUGACUCCGGAGGUCCUUUGGUUAGCAUUUCCGAUAAGCAGCUAAUUGGCAUCACUUCGUGGUCUGUCCACUGUGGUCAUCCGUACUUUCCGGACGUCUUCACGGAUGUAAUUGUGCUCAAGGAUUGGAUUCUGCGCACAAGAAACAGUGUUCACGUACCCUCCACGGCCUUCUUCAUGAACGUCGGUGCCCAUGGAAACUAUACCGAUGAGCUUAAAGUCGGUUAA